Drosophila ficusphila is the source of this 3523-nucleotide messenger RNA. It is a transcript of the gene mmm, whose product is annotated as dynein axonemal intermediate chain 3. Bases 66 to 3461 code for a protein of 1131 amino acids. Gene Ontology annotation, biological process: cilium movement involved in cell motility; inner dynein arm assembly. Gene Ontology annotation, cellular component: inner dynein arm. Gene Ontology annotation, molecular function: dynein light chain binding; dynein heavy chain binding. NCBI's taxonomy places the organism in Eukaryota, Metazoa, Arthropoda, Insecta, Diptera, Drosophilidae. The record is from RefSeq and is a predicted model, not a curated record. The transcript has 6 exons.
ACGAAUUGUACAGAACGUUUCCGAGAGGCUUACCAAUAGGAACCGUAUAAAUACAGAUACCAACCAUGUCGACCGUUGAAACGGAGCCUCCAGGGAAGAUGGAGGGCGAUGCGGAUUUUGACCUUCCGGCCGGGGAAUUGGAAACGCAGGAGGGCGUUGCUGGUGCCCCUUUAUCGUCAAGACGCAACAAGCCGUACUUCAAGAAGUUUAAAGAGCCGGAUUCCGAUGAGGAAGUGGCUGACCCGCGAGCCCUCUUCAGUGUCCAGGACUCCUGGCGAACCCUUAUGUCGCUGCCCAGCUGCCAGAAGGUUAUGGUGUCAGAUAAAGUUCAAAAGAUACUGAAAAUCGAAGUGGGCAUCAAUGUGACGCAGGAAUUUCCCUGGAAGCAGGUGCAGUUCAAGGACCUUCGCGAUGCUCUCUUCGACGAACUGGAGAAUUCGGCUGAGCUGUUGAAGAAGUUCAAGAACUUCAAUCCGGACUUCUACGUUCUUCUGGGCUUCUGUCCCUUAUUGACUGAACAGGAUGACGAUCCUCCCGAGGGCGACCCCUUCAUCUUCUACUCGAGCAUCAAGGAGUCCAAAAUGGCCAUGAGUAUUAUCCAGAAUAUGGAGCACUUUGAUCGUUGGCGAAUGCAGCGUCGUCUGAGAAAGAAGCCCAGGCGAUGGGUGAGCCAUGGAACCGACGAGGAGAUGACCAUCCUGGUGGAGCGCUUCAAGGACGAGCCCAUCGAUGUGGAGAUCCAGAGUGUCUAUCCCAUUCAGAUGCCGCGGCACAUUGCCUUCGAUUACAGGAUGACAAAGGAUGUCAGAGACGGAGUGAUCGAGCUCUUGCCCAACGAGAACAUCAAGUGGGAUAAUGUGACUAAGAAGAGAAUUACGGUUUCGGUGCAAUCUGCUCCUCCUAAGAUCGAUCAAGAGCAGCAAACAAAUCCCACUUUUCCCUCGAAUGCCUGGUCGCAGUAUCUCUACGAGAUUGAUGAUGAGGAUCUUGAACUGGAUGAAAGCGAGGUGGACGAGGAGGAGGAAAAGAGGAAGGCCCAAGCCAAGCCAGGAACUUAUGUCGAACCCGUUAAGCCUCCACCUGAAAUGUCUGCCCAAAUUGAAAUGCUGCUAAAUACCUUGGACUUUAAUCAGAUUGACAGCUAUCGCGACGACUAUACUUUGAUAUCCAAUCGACAAGUGGUGCAGUACACCAAUCCAUAUUUACAGGAAUUCCUCUGCUUUGCAAAUAUCUCCAAGAGCAACAAGCGUUUUGUGGCAGGAUACGACUGGUAUCCGACUUUGUCUGGAUUAAUAGCGGUUUCCUAUGCCUUUAGCACUCAGGUAACCAUAAACGAGGCCAGCAAUCGGGUGGAUUAUGUGCAGCGGGCAGUUCUCGAACCCAAUCCCGUACUUCUCUGGAGCUUCUCGGAUAAUCUGAACUACAAGUUGGAGUUUGAGGCCCCGAUCGAGAGCACCGCUCUGACCUUUUGCCCUUUCAACGGGGAUAUCCUCAUAGGAGGCUGUAAGAAUGGUCAGGUGAUUCUGUGGGAUAUGCAGGGCAGGUGCGAGAAACUGGACGAAGAGGAGUAUUUGACGGCUGCCCAAGCUAAGUAUCGAGUGAUGAUCGGGGAGUUCCUGAACUGGACUAUUGACAUAGAAGACAAUGUCGUCACACCGGCUACGAUGUCCAUGUUGGAGACCUCGCCAAAGGGAGCCAUCACGGCGUUUUACUGGCUGGCUCGAUCGAUAUAUCUGAGUCCGUUUGGCAAGGUUUACAACGACCCCGAUACCCGGGUGCACCACAAGUUCUUCGUAACUUGCGCCUUCGAUGGCACCAUAAGCUUCUGGGAUCUCGAUGGCAAGGGGAAGGGCGGCAAGGAGAAAAUGCGAAACAAAAUGCUUCCCAAGGCGCUGACCCAAAACGAGUCUCCCUUAAAGUCGCUGAACAUCAAGCCCACGUACAAUCUUUACUUUCCGGAACCGCUGACUGGAAUAAUAGCGGAUACCUCCUGCUUUUCGACCCUCACGCCUGUUUCAAAGUUAAUCCUCGCGAAUCCCUCUAAUUAUCCCAUCAAAACCAUAGCCAAGGAUCCGCCAACUAUGCGGCAGAGCAUGAUAGUGUCCACUUUCUAUGGUCACGUCAGUCGAAUCGAUUGGCAGGGCACUUAUGCGGAGGGAGAACCCACGGAGACGAUCAAUGCGUCGAUCCCAUUUGCCAUGGUCCAUGAUGGACCCGUGGUGAUGGUGAAGAAGAACCCCUUUUAUCCGGAGCUAUUCGCCUCCAUUGGACGCACCAUCCUGGCCAUUUGGAAGGAGGACUACAACUACUCGCCGAUAUUUUGGCGCAAAAGAGCCUGUGAUCUCACCGCAGUCGCCUGGAGUGAAACGCGUCCUGCAGUUUUGUACUUGACUCGCAUAGAUGGGAUUCUCGAAGCUUGGGAUAUAUUGGCUCGUGAUGAUGAUGCCUGCUUAACCGAGAUCCUUGGUGGUGGCAUUAUCACCGGAAUCACGGAGCACCGUCCCUCGCUGCCCCACAAAAUCCUGGGCAUUGGGGACUACAACAGUAGCAUCAGAAUGGUCAAACUGCCGCACACCUUCGAUGUGCCGCUGCCCAACGAGUUGCAGAAGCUGAUGAACUAUGUGUUGAAGGAAGAGCGCCGCAAGGUGGGCAUCCAGGCAUGGGAGCAAAAGUACUACGAGCUCAACAAGGACAUCAUCGAGGCGAAAAGGGAGGCAGAGGCGGAGACCCGCAAGGAAAUGGAACGGUUGGAAAGGGAGGAGCAGUUUGCCACUAGGAAAAAGGGGGCAAAGUCUGGUGAAGAGGGUGCAGGAGGGGAAGAACAAACAGCUAAAAAGCCUCACAGUGGCCUUAAUUACAACGAGAGAAUGGCCGUGUUGUGGGACGAACUGAACUUGAACCGAAUGAUGACCAUUCUGAUGUCCCGCAAGCAAAUGGAUCCCGAGAAAUUGGCCAGGGAGACGGCUUUGGAAAAGGAGCGACAUGCCUACGAGGCGGCCAAGAAGAAGUCCCACUCCGACGUCCUUGCGAGGCUGGAGCACGAUAUUGCCGCCAUCAGGUCGAGAAUCCUGCCGGCAGAAAUAUCAGAUAUGCAGCGCAGCGAAAUGAUCCAGCAGCGGGUGAAACGAGAGGUCGAGAAUGCCGACACCUACGAGCAGGUGUGCAAGGACUCCUUCGAAAUCCUGGAGUCGUUCGAAGACUUCAAGCCCAUCGACUACAUUGAGUUUUUGGAGCGUGGUCGCCAAAGGCGUCGGUUGUUGGACCAAUCUUUGGGUGGGAACACAGAUCGGUUGCGGUGGUACGAGGAUAGGGUCAGGUUGGGGGAACUGGGCGAGUGUCAGUUUGGUUAUGAGUCUGUUCACAACUCCCAGGCGGAGGCAUCAAGCCAACAGGAUUUAGUGGUUGUGGCGUCCAAAUCGGGCAGUGAUAUUGUCGCAGAAGCGGAUGAAUUCGAAGGCUAAUCGUUUCGGUUCUUCGUUGAAUUUACUAUGUGCCAGCAAAUUAAAUAUUUAUGAAACAUCAA